Budorcas taxicolor (takin) is the source of this 3189-nucleotide messenger RNA. RefSeq names its product DNA replication helicase/nuclease 2 (gene DNA2). Gene Ontology annotation, molecular function: 5'-flap endonuclease activity; single-stranded DNA helicase activity. Gene Ontology annotation, cellular component: cytoplasm. Gene Ontology annotation, biological process: replication fork reversal. The coding region runs from base 1 to 3189 and encodes 1062 amino acids. The transcript is spliced from 21 exons. NCBI's taxonomy places the organism in Eukaryota, Metazoa, Chordata, Mammalia, Artiodactyla, Bovidae. The record is from RefSeq and is a predicted model, not a curated record.
AUGGAGCGAGUGGACGAACUGGAGCUGCUAAUGGAGAAAAGUUUCUGGAAGGAGGCUGAGCCGCCGGCGGAGCUAUUUCAGAAGAAGAAGGUGGAAGCUUCCUUUUCUAAGAUAGUUCUGAGCCGAGGAAUGGAUAACCGGUACCUGGUAUUAGCAGUCAAUAUUGUACAGAGUGAAGAAGGAAACGAUGAAAAGCACCUAAUCAUCACUGCUUCCCAGUCGCUAGAAUAUAAAGAACUGUGUAUCCUUAGGAAUGACUGGUGCUCUGUACCAGUAGAUCCAGGGGACAUCAUUCAUUUGGAGGGAGACUGCAUAUCCGAUACUUGGAUAAUAGAUGAAGAUUUUGGAUAUUUGAUUCUAUAUCCUGACAUGCUGAUUUCUGGCACAAGCAUAGCCAGUAGUAUUCGAUGCAUGAGAAGAGCUGUCCUGAGUGAAACAUUCAGGAGCUCUGAUCCAGCCACACGCCAAAUGCUGAUUGGUACGCUUCUUCAUGAAGUAUUUCAAAAAGCAAUAAGUGAUAGUUUUGCCCCAGAAAAGCUACAAGAACUUGCUUCUCAAACUAUUCAAGAAAUAAGGCAUCUGAAGGAAAUGUACCGCCUAAAAUUGAAUCAAGAUGAAAUAAAACAAGAGGUAGAGGAGUAUCUUCCUUCAUUUUCUAAAUGGGCUGGAGAUUUCAUGCAUAAACAUACUUCAACUGACUUCCCUCAGAUGCAGCUCUCUCUGCCGAGUGAUGGUAGUAAUAGUAAUUCAACAUGUAAUAUUGAAGUGAUAAACUCGCUGGAUAUUGAAGAAAGCAUUUGGUCCCCUAGGUUUGGAUUGAAGGGCAAAAUAGAUGUUACAGUUGGUGUGAAAAUACAUCGGGGAUGUAAAACGAAAUAUAAGAUAAUGCCAUUGGAACUUAAAACUGGCAAAGAAUCAAAUUCUAUUGAACACCGUAGUCAGCUUGUUCUGUAUACACUGCUAAGCCAAGAGAGGAGGGCUGACCCAGAGGCCGGCCUGCUCCUCUACCUAAAGACUGGCCAGAUGUACCCUGUGCCUGCCAAACAUCUUGAUAAAAGAGAAUUAUUAAGGCUAAGAAAUCAGAUGGCAUUCUCUUUGUUUCACCGUAUUAACAAAUCUACUGGAGAGGAAAAGACAAAGCUUGCUCCUUUGCCAGAAAUAAUUGAGGAACAGCAAACCUGUAAAUACUGUUCACAGAUGGGCAACUGUGCUCUCUAUAGCAGGGCGGUUGAACAACAGAUGGAAGACAGUUCAGUCCCCACCAGCAUGUGGCCCAAAAUAAAAGAAGAAACCCAGCAUCUCAAGCUUACACACUUAGAGUAUUUUAGCCUUUGGUGUCUAAUGUUAACCCUGGAGUCUCAAUCAAAGGAUAAUAAAAGAAACUACCAACAUGUAUGGUUAAUGCCUGCUUCAGAAAUGGAGGAGAGUGGCAGCUGCAUUGGGAGCCUGAUUAGAACAGAACAUGUAAAGACAGUUUGUGAUGGACAGUAUUUACAUAAUUUCCAGCGUAAAAGUGGAGCCAUACCUAUCACAAAUCUAAUGGCAGGUGACAGAAUUAUUUUAAGUGGAGAAGAGAGAACAUUGUUUGCCUUGUCUAGGGGAUACGUGAAUGAGAUUAACUCAACAACAGUAACCUGUUCGUUAGACAGGAACUUGUCCGGACUCCCAGAAUCAACUUUGUUCAGAUUGGACCAGGAAGAAAAAAAUUGUGAUAUAGAUACCCCAUUAGGAAAUCUUUCUAAACUGAUGGAAAAUACUCGUGCCAGCCAAAAACUUCGAGAUUUAAUCAUUGACUUUCAUGAACCACAGUUUAUAUCCUACCUCAGUUCUGUUCUUCCACAUGAUGCAAAGGACACAGUUGCCUGCAUUCUGAAAGGUUUGAAUAAACCUCAGAGGCAAGCCAUGAAAAAGGUACUUCUUUCAAAAGACUACACCCUCAUCGUGGGUAUGCCGGGAACAGGAAAAACAACUACAAUAUGUACUCUUGUAAGAAUUCUCUAUGCCUGUGGUUUUAGUGUUUUGUUGACCAGCUAUACACACUCUGCUGUUGACAAUAUUCUUUUGAAGUUAGCAAAGUUUAAAAUUGGAUUUUUGCGCUUGGGCCAGAUUCAGAAGGUACAUCCAGAUAUCCAAAAAUUUACAGAGGAGGAAAUUUGCAGAUCAAAGUCCAUUAAAUCUUUAGCUCUUUUAGAAGAACUCUACAAUAGUCAACUUAUAGUUGCAACAACAUGUAUGGGAAUAAACCAUCCCAUAUUUUCUCGUAAAACUUUUGAUUUUUGUAUAGUGGAUGAAGCCUCUCAAAUUAGCCAGCCUGUUUGCCUAGGGCCACUUUUUUUUUCACGGAGAUUUGUGUUGGUGGGGGACCAUCAGCAGCUUCCUCCCCUGGUGCUAAACCGUGAAGCAAGAACUCUUGGCAUGAGUGAAAGCUUAUUCAAGAGGCUGGAGCAGAAUAAGAAUGCAGUUGUACAGUUAACUGUGCAAUACAGAAUGAACAGUAAAAUUAUGUCCUUAAGUAAUAAACUGACAUACGAAGGAAAGCUGGAGUGUGGAUCAGAUAAAGUGGCCAACGCAGUGAUAAACCUACCUAACUUUAAAGAUGUAAAGCUGGAACUGGAGUUUUAUGCUGAUUAUUCAGAAAAUCCUUGGCUGGUUGGAGCAUUCGAGCCAAACAAUCCUGUCUGUUUUCUUAAUACACACAAGGUUCCAGCACCAGAACAAGUUGAAAAGGGAGGUGUCAGUAAUAUAAUGGAAGCCAAACUCGUUGUUUUCCUGACCUCAGUUUUUAUUAAGGCUGGUUGUAAACCCUCUGAUAUUGGUAUCAUUGCACCAUACAGGCAGCAGUUAAAGGUCAUCAAUGACUUAUUGGCACAUUCUUCUGUUGGGAUGGUUGAAGUUAAUACAGUUGACAGGUACCAAGGAAGAGACAAAAGUAUCAUUGUAGUAUCUUUUGUUAGAAGCAAUGAAGAUGGAACUCUUGGUGAACUGUUGAAAGAUUGGCGACGUCUUAAUGUUGCUAUAACCAGAGCCAAACAUAAGCUGAUUCUCCUGGGAUGCGUGCCCUCACUAAGCCGCUAUCCUCCCUUGGGGAAGCUACUUAAUCAUCUAAACUCAGAAAAAUUGAUCAUUGAUCUUCCAUCAGGAGAACAUGAAAGCCUUUGUCAUCUAUUGAGUGAUUUUCUAAGAAAAUAA